ACACCGUAUACUGUGUCGAGUAAUUAGCCGAGGUAGUCACCGACGGAUAUUUUUACAUCGUCGUAUUAAAUCAUGGACAUAACUUUUUUAGGAACAGCAUCCGCUCACCCAUCACCUACUCGAGGAGUGUCAGGCACGGUGGUAAAAAGUGAUGGAGAGGCAUGGCUUGUAGAUUGCGGUGAAGGCACCCAGAUUCAGUUAAUGAAAAGCUCAGUCAAGCCUGGUCGCAUCACCAAGAUUUUCAUCACGCAUCUCCAUGGUGACCACUCGUUUGGAUUGCCGGGUCUAUUAUGCACCCUCAAUACGGCCUUCCUUGAUCCGGACAGAGAGGGCAGUAUUAUGGAGAUAUAUGGUCCUCAGGGUUUAAGAAAGUAUGUCCGUGUGAGCUUGGAACUGUCAAGAUCAGAGAUGUCAUACUCCUAUGUGGUACAUGAGCUUCAGGUUCCAGAUACUGACCAUCCCCACGACUGGGAGUCAUGGAAACCAUCACAUGAGGCAGAGGGUUCAUUGCAUCCAAAUGAAAAGGCAGGAAGAAAUAUCACUAUGAAUGCUGAUGGCAUUUACAAUCUACAUGAAGAUGAUCGUCAUAUCAUACAGGCUGCCCCUCUGACUCACCGGGUUCCUUGCUUUGGAUAUGUGUUUCUCGAGAAGCCUCAACCAGGCAGGUUAGAUGCUGAGAUGCUCCGGAGUAGGGGGAUUCCCCCAGGACCACUGUAUGCCAGAAUCAAAGCAGGUCAAGAGAUAGAAGCUCCUGAUGGCUCAGUCAUCACACCACAAGAUGUGGUAGGACCAACAAGACCAGGAAGAAAGAUAGUGAUCCUUGGAGACACAAAGGAAUCCUCAAGAAUCAUUCCCAUUGCCAUGAAUGCAGAUGUCCUGGUUCAUGAGGCUACAGUAGCGGAUGAACUUCAUGAUAUAUGCAUUGAGAGAGGACACUCAACCCCAGCCAUGGCUGGUCAGUUUGCUGCACAGAUCCAAUGCAAGCAUCUAGUCAUCAGUCACUUCAGCCAGAGAUAUUCCCCAUUAUCACGUCAAUGCAAGGAAGGGGAUGAGACUGUUCAGAAACUUCUUGAUCAGACAAGAGCAACAUUUCCAGGAGGGAAGGUGACUGCCGCAGAGGAUUUAAUGACCAUCUCUGUCCCUGCAAGAAAGUGACUGCAGCAGAGGACUUCAUGGCCAUCUCUGCCUCUGCCAGGAGAUGAAUACAGCAGACGUCUUCAUGGCCAUCUCUGUCUCUGCCAGGAGAUGAAUACAGCAGACGUCUUCAUGGCCAUCUCUGUCUCUGCCAGGAGAUGACUACAGCAGAAGACUUCAUGGCCAUCUCUGUCUCUUCCAGGAGAUGAAUACAGCAGAAGACUUCAUGGCCAUCUCUGUCUCUUCCAGGAGAUGACUACAGCAGAAGACUUCAUGGCCAUCUCUGUCUCUUCCAGGAGAUGACUACAGCAGAAGACUUCAUGGCCAUCUCUGUCUCUUCCAGGAGAUGAAUACAGCAGAAGACUUCAUGGCCAUCUCUGUCUCUUCCAGGAGAUGACUACAGCAGAAUACUUCAUGGCCAUCUCUGUCUCUUCCAGGAGAUGACUACAACAAGACUUCCUGAUCAUCUGUGUCUCUGCCAGGAGAUGACAACAGCAGAAGACUUCAUGGCCAUCUCUGUCUCUCCCAAAAGAUUACUACAGCAAAAGACUUCCCAAUCAUUCUGUCUCUGCCAGGAGAUGACUACAACAGACGUCUUCUUUACCACCACUGUCCCUGCCAGGAGAUGAAUACAGCAGAAGACUUCAUGGCCAUCUCUGUCUCUUCCAGGAGAUGACUACAGCAGAAUACUUCCUGGCCAUCUCUGUCUCUGCCAGGAGAUGACUACAGCAGAAGACUUCAUGGCCAUCUCUGUCUCUGCCCAAUUUUUUUCUCUCCUUCCCUCUCUUGCACUUUUUCAUUCUUUUUUUCUCUCUCGUUGUUUUGUUUCUAAAGUAACUACUCAAAAUAAAAAAAUAUGAAUUCUUCAUCAAUAAACUUGAUUUCACAAAUUUAUUUCAUUUGCAGAUAUUUUUGAAGAGUUUAUUUCAUUAUAAGCAAUGAGCAACAAGCAAAAUGGGCACAAGUUAUCACUUCAUUUAUCAAUGAAUUCAAAAAAAAAAAAAACUACUGCACUUUUUAAUUGUAUGCAUGCACGAACCAACAUUUAAAGUGUUCAAUUUUUGCACAGAAUAGCAUGUGCUCUAUCAAGAUUUCUUCUUUAAUUCCAAAAUGCAAUUUUUUUAAUUCAAAUUUGAUUCCCUUUUUUGUCUUCUAAACUGUGCUAGUAAAAAAUGUGAUCAAUUUCAAAAUGACAUGAACUACAAAAUUAUUGAUUUGUGCUUCAUAGAUGUUAUGAUUUUUUAUAACAAAGAGAGCUCAAGGAGUAUUCCACAAAGAGCAAGUGUAAUUUGAUAAUCAUUCAAGAUGCCACAUUGCGUUUAGUAUGUAAAGCAUGCAUUCAUUAGUCAGAUCACGCCGAUGGGAUGCGUGCUACACCAUAUUCAGUCAUGAGAUCACAUGUUUACACACUUUGGACUUACUAUAAGUCACCCUUAACUCUUUGUGGAACAUCUUAGUAUUUACCUGGGCUCUGUGACAUAAAUCUUUGCAUUGAUCCUAGAACAUAUUUUAACGACAUAUUGUAUUGACCAAACCAUACGAUCAAUUGUAAAUAUCAAUCUUGCGAUUAAUCAAAGCUUGAAUUUGUGCAACCCAGAAUGUCAUUUGUGAAAGGUAUACAUUGGAACAACCGAUGUACAAUAUACACUGUCUAACUUAAGCACUUUUUGCGGUUGAAUAUACAAAUUAAGAUACAAAUCUUCUUUGCAACUUGCAUGGAGUUCUACAAAAUGAUUGAUUUAUGGAGAUCAAUAUUUUGUCCACAUUCGAUAGGGCUAGGGUGCGAAUUUGAUCUUGGUAAGAGAUUCUACGACAGCAGGAUUCUAGAUUUUAAUAGUUGGUUUGCUACCAUUUUUCAUCAAAAUUGAGAGUAGUUUAGGUUGAGCUUGCAUAUGAAUUCCUUUUGUCUUUUUAUUAGAAAUAUAAUAUUGCAAUGCACAAACAGUUUGAUAUCGAGUAUUUUCUCUUUUUUAUCAACACUAUAAUAAUAAUAAUAAUAUGGUCCAUUUAUACAGCUACUGCGCUUGAUAUCAUAUUAUUACCCCGGCUGUAGCUGAGCGGCCAUAUACCUAGGUGCUAAAGCAUUCAAGGUAUAAUGCCUACCAGCUACCCAUUCACCUCACCUGGGUCGAGUGCUGCAAAAUGUGGGUAAAUUUCUUGCUGAUGGAAAACAUGCCAUGGCUGGGAUUUGAACCCACGUCCCUCUGAUUGAAAGACGAGAGUUGUAACCACAAGACCACAGUGCCCCUCCUUUGAUAUUACAGACGUAUCUUUUUAUUACUAAGUUCACUAAUAUCAGAUCUGAGCCUUAUGGCGUAAAAAUGCUAGUACAAAUUGCUGUCGGCCAAGCCAAUGCCACUAUUUCAAUAGCUUAUAACAGAUUAUUUCAAGGAUGGUAAUGACGAGAGGUUUCUUGAAAUCGAAAUCUAAAGCAAACUGAACUGUUUAUGUUCCAUCACGAGCAAGACGCAAACAAUUGAAUAGUAUCUUGUAUUCUUGCCCAAUAAAUACUGAUGUGAAUUAGCUACCCUACUGUUUUUAACACUGUAAUUUGUACAAUGCUAUUUAGCAUAUAUAAUUAAGAGUUUAGAAUCGAUCAGGUCAUACAUAUAUCAGGCCCUAUAAAUCUAGUUUAAUAUACCAGCGAGGUGUAUAUCUACAAUAACAUUAAUGCAAUGCAAUUCGCUAUUGUCUGACGAUAGAAACAUUUUUAAAACUUUUUUUUUUGCACAGGUACACAAGUACUCAUAUCAUGUGCAUGCAGUAUACUGUCAUUUUAUGUUCUACUUCUGUGGAAAGUUUUCAUAUUGAUAAAUAAUUGAAUUCCAUGCAUAUUAUAUGUGCAUUCUUUAAAAUUCAUUACCAUGUGCUAAUUAUAUAUGGCCUUAUUUUCAUGACAGCAAUAAUUGUGAUAUUGAACUUGCUGCAAAUUAUAUUUUCUGACGUUUCUGCAUGUCUACUUAAUGUUAGAAAACAUUGUUAAACUU
This is a messenger RNA of Lytechinus variegatus (green sea urchin), 4121 nucleotides long. It is a transcript of the gene elac1, whose product is annotated as zinc phosphodiesterase ELAC protein 1-like. Lineage: Eukaryota; Metazoa; Echinodermata; Echinoidea; Temnopleuroida; Toxopneustidae. Gene Ontology annotation, molecular function: 3'-tRNA processing endoribonuclease activity. The record is from RefSeq and is a predicted model, not a curated record. The coding region runs from base 73 to 1155 and encodes 360 amino acids. Gene Ontology annotation, cellular component: nucleus. The transcript has 9 exons.